CCGCAACUCAAUUCCAACCAGCACAACCUGGCAAUCAACAUUCAAAUAGCCACACAUAACGAAACAAGGAUGGACCCCGACGCUAGCAUCACCCCGGACCAACCCCCGGUAUUCAACUACAUCCUCUCCUUCCUCCUAGUCGGCGUAGCAUGGGGCUUCACAACCCCCUUCAUCCGCCGCGCCGCAGCCGACUUCAACGCGCGCCAGGAGAAACAACAACACUCGCAGUCACAGCCUCAAGUACAAGCAUCACCGGAACCCGAAACCAACGCACAAGAACUACAGCAAACCAAUACGGAACACGAACCCUCAGACGAAGAUGAAGAUGAAGACCACCCCUUACCAGCAGCAGGUACACAACAACAACAACAGCAGCCCGCCUGGAUGCGCCACCCAUCACAGUCAACAACAACAUCAGGCUGGCUCAAGACGAAAACCACAACGUUGUUCUGGACGGUCAUUAAUCUUCUCCGUACGCCGGCGUACUCAAUUCCCUUGAUUAUUAACUUGACGGGGAGUAUUUGGUUCUUCCUUCUUGUUGGGAAACAUGAACUAUCCCUGACGGUUCCGUUGGCUAAUUCGAGUGCAUUCCUCUUCACGGUUCUGGGGGAGUGGUACGUUGAACGAAAGGUUAUUGAGAAGGAGACUUGGUUAGGGAUGGGGCUUGUUUUAGGGGGAAUUGCUAUUUGUGUUAAGUCGAAGAGUUGAGGGAGAGAUAUAUACUAGUCUGGGGUAUAUAUGUAGGUCUUUAUUGUAUAUGAUACCUACUGG
Aspergillus pseudotamarii is the source of this 771-nucleotide messenger RNA. RefSeq lists its product as uncharacterized. The coding region runs from base 70 to 708 and encodes 212 amino acids. The transcript has 2 exons. The record is from RefSeq and is a predicted model, not a curated record. Lineage: Eukaryota; Fungi; Ascomycota; Eurotiomycetes; Eurotiales; Aspergillaceae.